Myzus persicae (green peach aphid) is the source of this 2249-nucleotide messenger RNA. Its product is annotated as TWiK family of potassium channels protein 7-like. The coding region runs from base 341 to 1510 and encodes 389 amino acids. Gene Ontology annotation, biological process: potassium ion transmembrane transport; stabilization of membrane potential. The transcript is spliced from 4 exons. Gene Ontology annotation, cellular component: membrane. NCBI's taxonomy places the organism in Eukaryota, Metazoa, Arthropoda, Insecta, Hemiptera, Aphididae. The record is from RefSeq and is a predicted model, not a curated record. Gene Ontology annotation, molecular function: potassium ion leak channel activity.
CGCCGGCCGGCAAUAAAAACGCACACGUAACCGUACGCCGGCAGCUGAGAGUCGUGUAGCGCGCGCGCCCAAGUAACAAACCGCGGUGUCGCGUAACGGAGUAACGCGUGGUGCGUGUGGUGCGUGUGGUGCGCGGUGUGUGGUGUGUGGUACGCGGCGCGUGGUGCGUGCGGUGAGUGCAGUGCGUAUUACGCGUAUUAUAUUGUGCGGUGCGCGCCCGGUAACGUGCGGUAUACGCGUGGACGAUGAACCGCGCGUAGCCGCCACUGCAGCGGUCGCCGUCGUCGGACCGGACCGCCGCCGGUGGUGACCGCUACCGUGGUUGUGCAGCGGCGCCGUCAUGGAACGGAAACGGAGCGGCCGGCGGUACUACAACAAGCGGAAAAAGACGUGGACGCAACAGUGCAAGGACUACUUGCGGCAGUUCAUUGCGUUCCUGUUCAGCAACAUCGGCAUCAUUUGCCUGGUGGUCGGCUACACGAUUGCAGGCGCGUUCAUGUUCAUCUUCAUCGAGGGUGCGCCCGGCAACGCGAUAGCGGUCAUCGACCGGGUGGGCGCGAACCGCAGCGGCACGGCCGACAGGAUCUGGGACAUGGUGUGCUGCAACGCGUACUGCGAGGACGAGUGGAAGCAAGAGGUGCAGGUGCAUCUCCGGUCCUUCCAGAGUCACGUCAUCGAGGCCGUCCGCAACUUUAGCUACGAAGGCCCCAACAAGCAGAUGACCCGAUGGUCGUUUUCCGGAUCGUUCCUCUACUCGCUGUCCGUCAUCACCACCAUAGGCUACGGGAACGUGACUCCGCGGACGCUUCUGGGCAAACUGGCCACCAUAUUGUACGCAAUUGUGGGCAUGCCUUUGUUUCUGCUGUACCUGUCCAACAUCGGUGACAUACUGGCCAAGAGCUUCAAGUGGAUAUACGCGAAAUGCUGCCUGUGCCGGAACUGCAAGAAACGCCGAAAGCGCAUGUUGGCCAUACAGCGGAAGGAACAGUGGAAGAUGGAUAUGCGAGACUUCAAACUGAACACCGGCGUGCUCACCGAGGGCGAAGAGAGCGACGACGAGGGCACGACCGACGGAAGUUCCUCGUUAAGCUUCAACGACACGCAAGAGGUUACCGUGCCCAUCUCUUUGUGUCUAACCAUAAUGGUCGGGUACAUAUCCGGAGGCGCCAUAUUGUUCUCCAAGUGGGAGUCCUGGGAGUUCUUCGACGGGUCGUACUUCUGCUUCAUAUCGCUGAGCACCAUCGGGUUUGGUGACUUUGUGCCGGGCAACAGUAUCACCGGCUCCGGUACCAGCCUCGGUACGGGCACCAAUACCGGUACCGGUACGGGUCCUGGUAACCGAUCCAGCGCCGGUACCGUCAUCGAGCUGAGCUUCAUACUGUGUUCCAUGUACCUGAUGCUGGGCAUGGCCCUGAUCGCCAUGUGUUUCAACCUGAUGCAACAGGAUGUCGUGAUGAAAAUCCGGACGUGCACGGACAUCGUUCGGAGGAUCAGCAGGUGUAAAAACUGAUCCAUGUAGCGUACCCAGAGAUCAUCGUUCAGGAUGGGUACGAGCGAGUUCGGAGUCGUGUGCAUAACUGCCAUGGUGUACCCACGCGGUUCGUAAUUUGUUAUUAAAAUAUUAUAUUACGCCGUUGUUGACCAAACGAACAUCAGAAGUCGUAUUCAGCUGCACUCGGACACCCGCUCUCGGGAUUCGACCAAACGUCAUUUUCCUGAAUUACCCGCGAACGCCGACGAAAACAGGAAUUACGGACGCCGAUUAUAUUUAGUUCAAUGCAUUUUUUAUUGUACUAUUUUUAGGUUUUUUUAAUGUAUUUUAUCUUUUUUUUUUCCCCGUUUUGUUUUGUUCCACUUACCCCCAUUCGUGUAAAUAAAAGUCAUUAUGUUUUACUUUAUGAGUUGAAUUUUAGUUUGCCGCGAGAAAUUAACAGUCUGACCAGCGUGCUCUGAAACAGAAACACAUUUAUCUUACCGUCAUAGGACAGGUAAUCUCGUACUCACUCCCUCCUCCUCCACGGUAAAACCGUGCGAUUUUCAUUUUCUCCGUGUUUCCGCGGUCUUUUAUACAUUUUACCCUUGUAUAUAUUAUUAUUAUUAUUAUUAUUAUUAUUAGUUUUACAAUAUUUCCGCAAUUCCGCGUAUAAUUCAUUACCAGAAAAUGCGUUAUUAAUUAGUGAGCUUCCGGGCCCAAAACGUCGUAUCAUUUGAGUGCAUGACAAAACAGAAAACAUCUCACUCGUGCCAAA